Molecule: messenger RNA, 2598 nt
Organism: Malassezia pachydermatis
Lineage: Eukaryota; Fungi; Basidiomycota; Malasseziomycetes; Malasseziales; Malasseziaceae
Exons: 2
Coding region: 1-2598 (865 amino acids)
Molecular function (GO): protein binding
Source: RefSeq, a predicted model, not a curated record
AUGCAGGCGUCUAGCGCCGCGGCGACGACAACGACACAAAAGCAGAGGUCAGACGACCGGCAGAGUCUGCGCGCGCUGAUGGAUGCAUGCGUGGGUGCAGGGCAAUGGCGGUACGCUCCCCCUAUCGCGCAGACGCUGGAAGAGUUGCCGCUGGUGGAUGCUACGACGUCGCCGACGCUCGCUACGACAUUGGAAGCGCGGGGCAUUGCCGCGCCUGCGUUUCUGCAGUGGUACAACGCACACACCCGCGCUACGUGGGCUGAAUGUGCUACCUACUUACAUUCCUUACCAGCCGGCCACGUCCCCCCGUUUGUGCUGCAGCGCGCACUCCACAAAAUCGACAGGAUGGCCGACGCCGCGAGUGCGGUUCGUGUCGUAUCGCAGCAUAUACCGAGCUACAAUGUCGAGGAAGCCACGCGCUUGUGCUUGCUGCUAUGGGCCCUGUGCAUUCGGCGAUGGCAGGCAUGGCAUAUGGCACGUCCGAUCGCAGAGAUGACGAUGCACUGUGCCACGCGGUGGCUUCACGUGCGAACGCCGCAGCCUGCCAAGGCGCAACGGCUCUUGCAAACGGCGGGCGUGAGCUUGGUACGUGGUGCGCGUGAUGAACGUGUACGCCACGCGUUCCUGCAAGUGUAUGCCAUGGCAUGUGAGCAUGUGCCGAGUGCGGCCAAAACCAUCGAGCAGUAUAUCCUAAAACAUAUGCCGACCCAAGCCUCCUCUGCAUGGCUCGAUGUGGCAGCGUGGCAGACGAUGCUAGCGGCCCGACCGACCAAGCCGCGCGCUGCGUUGCUGCGUGUCGGGAUUCGUCUGGCGGCCUCGGAACGUCGUAUGGAGCAAGCGCGGGCCUGGUACGACGAGCUUGGCGCGCCACAGACGCCGAGCACCAGCAGCACGGCAUUCCUGCGAGCUCUCUCGCACAUAGCUCCUGACACAGAUCUGCGCGAAGCAUGGGCGCUGUUUGAUCAGAUCAGUGCAGGGCACGACGGCAAGGGCGACGGCGAACAUGCGCAGGCGAAGCUCAACGACUGGAUCCUGAUGCUGCGCGCAGCGGCGAUCGAUGAACGCAUUCCCGUGCAGCGAACCAUGGCGCUGCUGGGCUUGUACGAGACAGACGAGCCGCUGCAUGUAGGAUGGCACGCCCCAGCAUCGAUCCAGGCGCAGCUAGCGACUUCGGUCGUGGCGCAUACGGCGCUGGUCGAUGGACUGAUAGCACGGCACGAGCUUGCGCGGGCCUGGGCUGUGUGGGAGGCAAUGCUGCGACGUGGCAUUGUGCCGGAUGUAUGGGCGCUGACGUCGCUGUGCCGUAUCUAUCUGCACGCUGGCGAGCCUGUACGUGCACUGGAAUGCGUACUGCAAUACUGCCGCGAAGGCGUGGCUUUGAUACCCAAUGCGGGGGUGCACGACGUACGUGUGCCACCCAGCAAGGACGCACUCGGUGCGUGGCCCAUUCCGACCAGCACCACAGAGACGGCGCCGCGUGUCCGUGUCGUGCCCAGUCCGCAUUUGGCCAAUACGCUGCUCGCCGGGCUGGUGCGUCUGGGUGCGUACGAGACGGUGAUGCACCUGUGGCAGGCCCUCGGGCCGACGUUGCACGUCGUGCCUGACGUGAUAUCGCUGGAUUUAAUGCUUCGCGCCGCGACGGCGCAGACGUAUGCACAGCAGACGGAGACGACGUACCCACCGCCUACGUCCUCCUCACGCCUGUGGCCCUACGCGGCGCGAGCCUACUUUCGCCGGACGUUGCAGACACAGCACCCCGACCUGCAACAGUGUCAGAACCCACUCGAGACGUCAGGCGCACGUGGCUGGUUCCUGCGCGGCGAAUUGCAGUGGCGGCGGUGGGAACGCUGGUGGGAAGACCGCGUGACAGGGUUGUGGGGCGGGGGGCCCUCGGCUGUGAACGCAUGGAACGACGCGGGGGAGGCCUCGUCGUCGCCUGCGCCCCCGGCGCUGUGCCUGGAUGCACGUGUGUUCCACCAGUAUGCAGAGCUCCUGCUAGCGCUGAUCGAGACCGCGCCGGGGCUUGGCGCUACGGCGUCAUGGGCGCAGGCGAUGACGGAAGAACUGUUCAUGGUCGCUGCGUGGAUGCGCGCCCUGGAUUUGACGCCGCAGACCUCGACAUUGUGUCUGCUAUGCUCGGCCCAAGAUGAAUUGCUGCCGCCUAUGAGUGGCGCGAUGCCGCUACGUACCUACCUCAGCACCUGGCUCGGCGCUGAGCAUAGGCGUAUGGGUAUGCGGGUCGUACAGACCGAUCGGCGGCUCGGCGGCCCGUCGCGCGCGACGCUGGGCGGCCUGCGCAGCUUGCUGCCGCGCGGCCACAUCGGUAUCUUGCGCACGCUCCCAGGGCGGCCGAGUAUCGCAAAACAAAUGGUCGUCUGGAUCGACUUUCAUGGCCGCCGCAGGGUCCUCCACCUUCGUCGCCGGCGCCUUGGCACUGGGUGCCAUGGCCCACAUGUGAUCGCGGCGCGCCACCAGGAGCUCGGUGUUCAUCUCCCGAACGCUUUUGGCGUACACGGCCAUCCAGUUCUCCUCGGUAACGUCAGCACGUUGCAGCGGUCCGCGGCGGUACAGCGACGUGCCAGCACGAACAAAGGGUGA